CGGACCACCGGUCGAGCAUGGCCGACACCAACGAUGAGCUCGAGAAGCUCCGCUCGUACAAGACGCUCACAAAGCUGCGCAUGAAGCAGGCCGCGGAGAAGCUUGCUUCGUACCGCUUCCAGGUUGAGGACGCGCAGAAGACGAUCCAGGAUCUCCAAGCGACCAACGCCGACCUCCAGGCGAUGAAUGCUGACCAUGUCCGCGUCAUUGCCAAGCUCCGCGUCGAGGUCACUCGAUUGCAGCGAGCGCAAGAGGCGGCUGCUAGACAACAACCCGUACAACGUGCUCUGUCGCCAACUGUAGUACGCGCCGUCGCCGACCCGCUGCCAGCGCUGGCCACGCCCGUACAAAACGACGCUCCAGCAUCAGACGACGCAAGCAGCAGUAGCUCAGACGACGACGACUCUGUUUCGGACGCUGGCUCUGGCAUCCUUGCAACGGGCUCAGACACCGACUCGGACGACGACGAGCCCAAGACUGUAGCCAUGCUUCUUGGGCGGGCUGCCGCGGGUGCGUCGCCCAAGGCAAUGACGCCGCUUCCGCUACCGACCACGCAUGUGCCCUCUACAACGACGACGACAGCGACAACGACGGUGACGCCGACAACGGCACCGCCGACCGAGACGCCGACAACGCCCACCGAGACGGCGCCGACAACGGAGACAACAACCGCUCCCGAGACGACAGACGCUGCGCCUACCGCCAAGAAGCGCAAGCGUGACGAGUCGAUGCCCCAGAACAUCAACCGGUUUCUCCAGGUCGCGAGCAUGUCAUCGGGCAGCACAACGUACCGCGCGACCAAGAUCCUCGCUCUCUUCUACGGGGCUGUCUUUGGCAACGAAGACAAAGUCGCGACCUCGUUGAUGCUGCUGCCCAAGCUGCGCAAGGCGAUGCGACACCACCAAAUUCCAAUCACCGACGUUGCGUCGGCGUUCGUGGCCACCGCGCCGAUCGGCAAAGACAUUGCUUUGCACGUCGACGUCCUCUCUCAAGUGGCGCCGACGCCGUCCGACGCGGCCGUAGCGCUCGCAACGAUCACGCAGCACGUUGGUCGCAAGAAGAACCUGCCGAUGAAGCUCCAGGUGGGCUGGUGCCGCGUGCACACGCUCUUUAGCCGCCGCAUCGGGUCGCUUGCGGCUACGACCGCUUUUCUUCUCGACCGCCUUGCAGCGCCGAACCGCCACCUCUUUGACUUUGUCGCAGUCGCCGAGAGCUGGCCACUGGCGCUGACGCAGCUCGGGGCAAAGGCGUCGACGUCGCUCUUGGCCAUCACGGUGCGGUAUCUCCUUGGCACACUCGUGGCGGCGCGAGAGGGCGUGGACGAGCACACCGAGUUGCAAAUAACCCCGAUUCAAGACAUGUACGCGCUCUGCAGCGGCGCGGUUGCUGCGGAUGCCGACGCGAUCGCUGCUGGCUUUGUAACGAGCGCGCCGACCGACACGAUGCUGUUUGAGAUGCAAGAGAGUCUCCGUCUUCUCUGCCUCGUGCACGGCUACGCAAAAUGCAUGCAAAUGUUUCCGUCCGUGCAAGAGCUCCUGGCAGAGACGACGUCCGUGAGCGUGCGUCUUCUCGGAGUGACGGCGGCGACGCUGCUCGAGCACCCGUGUGCAGACGAAGCCACCGACACGAACGCCGCCAAAAGCAUGAUCGAGCGUCUCCUGCCCGUCGUUCAAAACACCCACUGUGAUCCGCAUCUGCGCGCUGCCGCAGCCGUCGGUCUUCUUGAAGUUGCCAGUCGCGUCUCGGCCAAAACGCUCGCCAAAGAGUACUUGAGUCCGGUGCUCUUGUGGUUUGGCAGUCUGUCACCCCCGGCGCAGCUCGCCAUGCCGAGCGGCCUCCUCCGCAAACUCCAAACCACCGUUGUCUCACUCGCCUAAUAUAACCAAAGUCGUUGC
This is a messenger RNA of Saprolegnia diclina VS20, 1895 nucleotides long. RefSeq lists its product as hypothetical. Lineage: Eukaryota; Oomycota; Saprolegniomycetes; Saprolegniales; Saprolegniaceae. The transcript is spliced from 6 exons. The coding region runs from base 18 to 1877 and encodes 619 amino acids. The record is from RefSeq and is a predicted model, not a curated record.